AUGGCACCCAAUGUCUCUUGCGGCUGUGUCAGAACCGCCGAUCAGUCAAUGCCGGAUCUGAAGUCUGCCAUGUUCCCGCAGUUCGAUGUGUCUGAGACAGGUUCUGAGCACCUGGAAUUUGCCAGCCGGAUCUACCACGUUGCACCUGAUGAUCUGAGAGACACGUGCUCUGCUCUCUGUGCAGCAUGGGCGAUCCUUCUUGGCUGCUUCACCGGGCUGGAUGAUGUGUGUUUCGGCUUUGACAGUCAGCACAGCGUUACCGAAACGUCGGGACUUGCAGAGCGCAUGAGACAAGCUGUGCAUGCUCGCUUGCCUGCCAAUCAGCGCGUUGGAGAAAUUCUCAACGGCAGCUUUUCGUCGCUGGUGUUGAUGAGCGACGAAAAGGCCAAAACGCUAUUCAACACGAUUUUGUCAAUUCAGAACCACGGAAAUGAGCCUAGAAACAGUAGCGGACAACAUCCUUUGUGGUGCAAAAUUCGCAUGACGGUAGAUCCCGUGACGCUUGAAAAUGUCUUGACAUGGGACCCUUCCUUCAUGGGCCAAGAUCAAGCAGAGAACAUCAGCAGCACCUUCGACAAGAUUUUCAGGGAAAUCAUCAACCACCCGGAGACUCUCCUAUCACAAGUCAGCUUCUUCAGUGAGCGAAAUGAGCGACAAGUUUUGGCCUGGAACAGCAACCCUAUGAGAAAUGUGCGCAAGUGCAUCCAUCAGGCCGUGUCAAUGCAGGGAGCGUUGAGACCUGAUGAAGAAGCUGUUUGCGCUUGGGAUGGGAGCUUUUCCUACCAACAGGUCCUUUCACUAGCAGAUCGUCUCGCCUGUCGUCUGCAAGCCUCUGGAGUUGGGCCUGAAGUCUUUGUGCCCAUCUGCUUUGACAAGUCCAAAUGGGUCGUUGUUUCGAUGCUGGCGAUCCUCAAAGCAGGCGGCAUCUUUGUCCCUCUCGACCCUUCUCAACCACUGCUUCGUCUACAAUCUCUCGCGCAAAAGGUGGAAGCCAAGACGAUCUUGUGCUCUCCUCAGCAUCAGCGCAUGCUGGAGAGCGUAGCGCCAGAGUUGAUUCCUGUCGAUGAGCAGCUGUUCACCGAGCUACCCAACCAAAGCGAUGAGGUUGACUGUGGAUCGUGGCAUAACGGAGCCUACAUGAUAUUUACAAGUGGCACAACGGGUGAGCCCAAAGGAGCCCUGAUCCAACAUGGAGCUCUCAUGUCGAGCGCACUUGCUCACGGGCCUGCUAUGAUGAUGGACUCCAAUACACGAUCGUUCCAAUUCGCUGCGUCUACCUUUGACGUGAGCAUCACUGAGAUCUUGACCUGUAUGAUCUUGGGUGGAUGUGUCUGCAUACCCAGCGAACACGCUCGCCUCAAUGCAGUUGAAGAGGCCAUCACCGAGCUCCGAGCAAACUGGGCGCUUUUGACCCCGACGUUCGUCAAGUUCAUCAACCCCGCCAAUGUCCCAACCUUGAAGACACUCGUUACUGGUGGAGAGGCCAUGACACAGGCUGUCAUCCGUUCAUGGUCGCACAUCAACCUCAUCAACUGCUACGGCCCUGCUGAGACGUCUGUUGUUUCACACGUGCACCGAGGCAUGGUGCAAGGGACCAAUCCGUUGAACAUUGGGCACCAGGUCGGCAUAAACUGCUGGAUCGUCGAUCGGGACAAUCACGACCGUCUCAUGCCCGUUGGUGCAGUGGGCGAGUUGGUCAUCGAGGGCCAUACGCUCGCACGCGAGUACUACAAGGAGCCCGAGAAAACCCGCGAAGCAUUUAUCGAAGAUCCAUCGUGGGCAAGGAACCAACCGUCACGAAUUGGCCCUAGAAGGAUGUACAAGACGGGCGAUCUCGUCAAAUACAACCACGACGGGACGUUUCAUAUUGCCGGUCGGAAAGAUGCGCAGAUCAAGUUUCACGGGCAGCGCAUCGAACUCGGGGAGAUAGAGCAUCACAUCAAUGCCAGUGCCAGCAUCAAGCACGGCAUGGUAGUCCUACCAAGGGAGGGCUUUUGCAAUGGUCGACUCUUGGCCAUGGUGCAGCUCUGCGACGCCCUGAGUGAGGACCUCGUGCCCAAUGGUCAACCCUAUAAGCUCAUCGGGGGCGAUCUUGAGAGCACUGCGCAGGAAAAGAUUGCAGAGACCAAGGAGCUGCUUGGCAAGAGGCUGCCCUCAUACAUGAUACCAUCCAUGUGGCUUGCCGUCGAGUUUAUCCCUCGUCUCCAGUCUGGAAAACUGGAUCGCAAGCAGACAGCGAAAUGGAUCGAUGGCAUGAGCGAGGCAUUGUAUCGUCAACUCAAUCCUGUGGCAGCAGUCACGCAACGAUCGGGAGAUCUUGAGUGCGGAAGCACGACUGAGCUGGAGCUACACAAGAUAUGGACCUACGUCUUGAACCUCAAGGAAGAACAGCUUGGCCUCGCACAAUCCUUCCUCAGCGUCGGCGGUGACUCCAUCUCGGCGAUGCAAGUCAUGAGUGAGUGCAAGAAACGCGGUCUCGGACUGGCAGUCUCUCACAUCAUCAACUGCAAGUCCAUCAGCGCGCUGGCUCUGCAGGUUAAGGACAUUGAGAAGCCCGCGCUGCUGCACGAGAUGGUUGAAACACCGUUUGACCUGUCCCCCAUCCAGAAGCUCUACUUCGCGAGGCCAAACUACGAGCAGGGCCAUUACAACCAGAGCUUUUUGCUGCGGACGAGCCAGCGUAUUCAUGAGGCACAUCUACGCAGGGCAAUGGAGACUCUUAUCUCCAGGCACUCGAUGCUCCGUGCGAGGUUCCAGCAGGAUGUUGGUGGGGAGUGGCAGCAACGCAUCACCAACGACGUUGCGUCCUCGUAUCGACUGCGUGACUUGAAACUGGUUUCGCAAGAGGACGUCGAUGACUCGCUUGUUGACAGUCAGACCUGCCUGGAUCCUGUACGAGGUCCACUUGUCGCUGCUGACCUGAUCGACCGAGGGACAGAAGAGCAGCUUUUGUUCGUCGUGGCGCAUCACCUGGUCAUCGACCUUGUAUCCUGGAGAAUCAUCCUUCAAGAACUCGAGGAGAUCUUACUGCGGCCCGAAGCUGUGCAUGAUGCAGAUCGUCCGCUUCCAUUUCAGGUCUGGUGUAAGAUGCAGUCCGAACACGCUCAGACCCAAAAGCCAGACCAAGUCCUGCCAAUCCACGGCAUUCCCGACGGCGAUGCUGCGUACUGGGCCAUGACAGAUACUCCCAAUAUCUAUGGGCAGAUGGUCCGUCAAGGCUUUGAGAUUGGGCCGCACCAGACAUCGUUACUUUUAUCCAAGUGCCACGACGCACUGCGCACAGAGAUCCCGGAUGUGCUUAUGGCAGCGAUGGUGUAUUCCUUUGGCCAGAUCUUCACCGACCGUCCAAUCCCAGCCAUCUUUGCAGAAGGUCACGGCAGAGAAGUCUGGGACAACUCAAUCGACCUGUCAAACGUUGUCGGAUGGUUCACUACCAUUUACCCUGUCUUUGCUGGAUCAGAUACUCAAUCCAGUCUCAUCGACACAGUCAAGAUGAUCAAGGACUCAAGGCGCAAAGUUCUCGACAACGGUCGGCCUUACUUCGCGAGUCGCUGGCUGACGAAGGAGGGUCAAGAAGCCUUUUCUCGUCACUGGCCUUUGGAGAUUACCUUUAAUUACCUGGGCCAGUACCAACAGCUGGAGCGUGAGGGCGCUCUCUUCACUCCCGAAAGCAACAUCGCUGGCGAGAUUAGAGAAGCAAGUCAAGGUGCAGAUAUCGGGCCUCUGACUGCUUGCAUCUCUCUCUUCGAGGUGUCCGCCGUCAUAGUCAAGGGAUCUCUUCGUUUCUCAUUUGGGUUCAACCAGAACAUGAAACACCAACCGCAGAUCCACCAGUGGAUCUCCAGCUGCGAGCAGAGUCUCGGCGAAGUCAUUACAUCUUUGGCCUCAAUGGUACCUGAACCUACUCUAAGCGACUUCCCGCUCUUAUCCCUGACGUAUGACCGUCUGAGGGUAUUCACAAAGGAGAAGCUCCCCGAGGCUGGGAUCACAGACGUGGGCCUUAUUCAAGACGCUUACCCUUGCUCUCCCAUGCAGUCUGGGCUUUUGGUCAGCACCACCAGGGAGAACGCUGCUUACGCUGCCUACACGCUCCACGAGAUCAAGAACAGGAGUGGCGAUAGGGUGGAUGUUGUCAAGCUCAUCACUGCUUGGAAGCGCAUGGUGCAGUACCAUCCUAUUCUCAGGACUAUCUUCUUGGAGAGCGUGACGUUGGAGGACUCUAUCUACGAUCAGGUGGUGCUCAAGGAAGUUCAAGUUCCAUUCACUGUUUCUGAGAGCGGCACAGAUGAGGAUGCGAUUGCAGCACUGAAGGUACCUACGAACCAUGGCGACAAUGCAUCCCGGCUGUUACACCAUUUCCACGUCUGUACAGCAAAGAGCGGCAAGGUGUUUUGCAGAUUGGAUAUAAGCCAUGUCAUCAUGGAUGGCACUUCGCUAUCAAUCCUCUUCCGCGAUCUUGCAUUGGCAUAUCAAGGGCUCCUCACGGCUGAAACAGGCCCGCUGUAUCGCGAUUACAUCAAAGCUCUUCAGAACCAGCCGAUCAAACCCGGUAUCGACUACUGGAAGUCUUACCUGGCGGGUGUUGAGCCAUGCCUCUUCCCAGUUCUGGACGACGGGGAGAUUGCGGAGGUCAAGGAGCUGCGACACUUACGGGUCAGAUUUGAUGAGCUUGCUGCGCUGCAGAAUCUUUGUGAGAAACAGGGAGUCACUAUUGUCAAUGCCAUCUAUGCUGCCUGGGCUGUCACGUUGCGUUUAUAUACUGGCUCUGAUGAGGUUUGCUUCGGCUAUCUGACAUCAGCUCGUGAUCUACCAAUCGAAGGCAUCCGUGAUGCCGUCGGUCCCAUCAUCAACAUGGUCACAUGCCGUGUCAACGCUGAUAGCACGACAAGCUUGGCGGACAUGAUGGGCUCGGUGCAGAGGGACUAUCUCGAUAGUCUGGAGUAUCGCCACACGCCGCUGGCCCAGGUUCAUCACGCCCUUCAGCUCUCCGACGCUGUUCUGUUCAACACAGCCUUGUCGUACAGAAAGCUGCCGCCAAUCACGCAGACGGACCUCGUGUUUGAGGAAUGCUGCCCUACCUACGAUCCUGAUGAGUACAACGUGUCGGUCAACAUUGAGGCAGGCGAGCAUGACAUGGCGAUUGACUUGAUGUACUGGUCUGAUACUCUGUCGUACGGACAGGCUUCCAAUGUCGCUAGCACUUUUACAAAGUCGCUGAGCAAUAUUCUACAUGAUUGCGACCAGCCCAUUGCUCAGCUCAACCACUUAGGUUCCUCGCAUAGCAGCCAGAUUUCUCAAUGGAAUCAGCGGAUUCCUGACGCCAUUGAGAGCUGCGUGCAUGACUUGUUCAAGCAGCAGGUUGCCUCACGUCCCGACAGUCCCGCGAUUGUUUCAUGGGACAUGGACUUCACCUACGCUGAGCUUGAUAGCGCUUCCGACAGACUCGCCCAUCAUGUUGCCUCAUUGGGCGUCGGUCUAGAAACGUUUGUGGUUGUCUGCUUCGAGAAGUCGGCUUUCGCUAUAGUUUCGAUGCUGGCUAUUCUCAAAGCUGGCGGUGUAUGCGUGCCUCUGGACCCAGCGCACCCGGAAGCUGCGCAUCGACUUCGUGUCGAGGAUACAGGGUCUACUAUCGCCGUUGUAUCUCCCUCGUUAGUGUCCAAGCUCAGCUCCCUCGUCACGACCGUCGUCGCUGUGGACGCAGAUCUACUUCAGACCAUCUCCACGGCGCCUGAGCCACCUCUUCCUCCAAUCACGCCCGACAACGCCUGCUUCGUCAUCUACACGUCCGGCAGCACAGGACGUCCCAAGGGUGUGGUGCUAGAGCACAGAGGCAUCGCCAGCAACGCCAUGUACUCAGGCCCCAGGCUAGGUUACGGCUCAGACUCGAGGGUGCUGCAGUUCGCUUCGUACACCUUUGACAACAGUCUCGCAGAGAUAUUCAGCACUAUCAGUCUGGGAGGCUGCGUAUGCGUACCCUCGGACCACGAGAGGCUGAACGAUUUGGCCGGAGCCAUCAAUCGGCACAGCGUCACGUUAGCUGACAUAACACCCACUGUGGCUUGCUUCCUCGAGCCAUCGGAGGUUCCGACUUUGAAGACUCUGGCUCUUGGAGGUGAAGCGGUGACUACCAAGUGCGUUGGCAUCUGGCGGGACUUUGUGUCUCUGCGAUGCUGCUACGGGCCGUCGGAAUGCUCCGUCAAUUCGACCUACUCUGGAGAUAUCGCCCAGCCUGGGAAGGCCAACAAUAUUGGCCGUGCCAUUGGUAGUGUCGCUUGGGUAGUCGAUGCGACGGAUCACAAUCUUCUCGUCCCAAUUGGCUGCGUUGGUGAACUCCUCAUUGAUGGUCCUAUCGUGUCUAGAGGCUACCUGAACCUCCCAGACAAGAUGGCCCAGUCCUUUGUUCCUCCACCCGCUUGUAUCGAGGGAAUCACUGAGAAUGGCGGACGGGAUCGCAAGCUCUACAAGACCGGCGACCUUGUGCGCUACAACUCUGACGGUACCCUUACCUACCUUGGACGGAAGGAUACCCAGGUCAAGCUCAACGGCCAGCGCAUCGAACUUGGAGAGAUUGAGCACCACAUCGAGGCAAAUCUCCCCAAGGGCUGGGAAUCUGCCGUGGAGCUUGUCACAUCACAGGGCAGGAAGUUGCUCGCCUGCUUCAUUUGUGCCGAUGCCGAUAUUUCCCUCAGAGAAACCAGCGAUGAUAGCAUGGUGCUGGACAUGGAUGACUCUUUCAGGUCUCACGCCAAGAAGCUCGAGAUUGUGCUUUUCAAUGCAGUUCCUGCCUACAUGGUCCCAUCCGCGUGGCUCCCCGUCUCCAAGAUGCCUCUUACUUCGUCAGGCAAGCUCAAUCGACGCAGCCUCAGGAUUCUGGGAGAGUCGGUGCCAGCAGCCAGGAUGAAGACUUACAAGCUUGCCCUCAAGAGCGGUAGGGCACCGUUCAGUGAGGUGGAGAAGCAGCUGGCAGCUAUGUGGGCUCAGUUGCUGGACAUCGACGUGGCGUCUAUUGGAGUCCAAGAUCAUUUCUUCAAGCUUGGAGGAGACUCGAUUGGGGCCAUGCAACUUGUGACGCUUGCUCGAUGCUCCAACAUUGACUUGACCGUGGCUGGGGUGUUCCAGAAGCCAUCUCUGCUGGACAUGGCGGAGUCGGCUGUGCCGCUAUCGAAGGCCCCAAUCACGACAUACCGACCGUUCUCGUUGCUAUCUGAUGAAUGCUCGGUUGAUGCGUUGCGACAAAUAGUUGCAGACUCUGCUCGUAUCGACGUUGGUCAUGUUCAAGACGUAUAUCCUUGUUCCGCACUGCAAGAGGGACUCAUGGCUCUCUCGACCAAGGAACCUGGGGCUUACGUGGCGCAACUCGUCUAUCGACUGCCAGCUGACGUCGACAACGCCAGGUUCCAGAAGGCUUGGAGUAUUGUGGUGGAAGCUGAGCCAACGCUGCGCACGAGGAUCGUUCAUACAGAAGAUGCUGGGUUCGUGCAGGUCGUUGUCGCUGGGGAAGCACCUCAAUGGUCUAACUUUACCAGCCUCUCUGAUGCCGACGCAAUUCGACGCCAAGUUCCGCUGCAUAAUGGUGCAAGAUUGACCAGCUACGGUCUCGUUGACGAUGACUCUGCAGGCAAAUGCUUUGUCUGGUCUAUCCAUCAUUCCAUCUACGAUGGUUGGUGUCUUCCUCUCAUCCUCGACAAGGUCAAGCGAUGCUACCACGACGAUUUGAGUUCCAUGCAACUCAAGGGCCCUGACUACUCCAACUUCAUCAAGCACCUCACAGACCGGGACCCGAAGCAAGACACCGACUUCUGGAUGUCGCAUCUUUCGAACAUGUCCACCCAACACUUUCCACGUCUUCCCAACGCCGAGUACCAGCCUUCCGCAACGAGCCUGAUGGUUCAUAAAGCAACACUAGGAACCACAUCGGGAUCGGAGAUCACCGCCGCUACCAGAAUACGCACAGCCUGGGCGAUGGCGAUCUCUACCUACUCUGGAACCAACGACGUCGUAUUCUGGGAGACUAUGACAGGACGCGAUGUUCCGGUCGCCGGGAUCGAGGAAAUGGCGGGCAUCACGUUGGCUACUGUGCCAACACGUGUGGUCAUUGAGCCUUCGCAAACUGUCGCUGCAUUACUUGCCUCUGUGCAGGAUCGGUCAGCCGCCGUGAGAAACCACCAGUUUGCUGGCAUUCAGUGCAUCAAGAACAUCAGCGCUGAUACGGCCCUUGCUUGCGGCGCUCAGAACCUCCUGGCCAUCAACUACGGACCUCGGGAGUCGACGGAUACCUUUUGGUGCGAGCAGUCAAACGAGAUGGCUGGUACGAACUUUUAUUCCUCAUACCCGCUCAUGCUCUCGUGCCACUUUGCAGAUGGCGAGCUCGAGACUGUCUUGCACUUUGAUCCCAACGUUGUACCUGAGCCUCAGAUGCAGCGUAUCAUGGAUCAAUUUGCGCUGAUGCUUGAGUCCGUGUCGUCGUCUGACCUGUUGGAUGAGCAGCUUCGCGAUGUACCUUUGUUGAGCUGCAAUGACCUACAGAUGCUGCGUGAUAUGAACCAUACUCCCCUACCCGCCUUAGGGCGACUCAUUCACGACGCUGUUGGGGCUCAGACACUGACUCAACCACGAGAUAAGCUUGCUGUCGUGUCGUGGGACCAGAGCCUCACGUACGCUGAUCUGGACUCUCAAUCUACACGUCUUGCUGGUGUCUUGAUGGCAAAUGGCGUGUCAGUCCACUCAAUCGUUCCUUUCUGCAUGGAAAAGUCAUCUCUUGUCGUUGUAUCCAUCCUGGCUAUUCUCAAGUCGGGUGCUGCCUUUGUGCCGCUCGACCCAGCACACCCUGAUGCUCGGAUUCAAGGAAUUCUCACCGACACUGGGGCUACUGUCGUCCUCGCGUCUGAUCAACACUCUGGGCGAUUGACGAAGCUCGGAUCACGGGUCUUCACCGUCUCGCAGGCUCUAGUAACGCAAGCUCAAGACGCCCCAACCAACCCAGCGCCUCUGUCACUAUCCGCCACCAGUCCAGCUUACAUCAUUUUCACCUCUGGCACGACUGGGAAGCCUAAGGGAACCAUCGUGGACCACUCCGCAUUUUCCACCGGUGCCUAUGCCCACGGUCGUGCCAUGGGCAUGACAGAGUCGUCGCGUGUCCUGCAGUUUGCGUCGUAUACAUUCGACGCCAGUAUCAUGGAGAUCCUCACCACGCUUAUCCACGGCGGGACAGUCUGCGUUCCAAGUACCGACGAGCGUCUCCACGAUCUUGCAGGUGCUAUCAACAGAAUGAACGUCAACUGGGCUCUAUUGACGCCUUCGGUGGCCCAGCUGCUCCAGCCAUCGCUCGUCCCUGGUCUCGAGACACUUGUUCUCGGAGGUGAAGCUAUGUCUUCUGCUCACAUCUCUUCGUGGGCCCCGUCAGUUCGUCUCAUGAAUGCAUACGGACCCAGUGAGACUGCCGUGGUGGCUGCUGUCAACCCGAGUGUUACACUGGAUUCUUCUCCCUCGAAUAUCGGUCACGCUGUGGGUGGUAUCUGCUGGGUCACUGAUGCCGCCAAUCACGACAGACUCAUGCCCAUCGGCGCUGUCGGCGAGCUCGUGAUAGAAGGCCCGAUCCUCGCUCAAGGGUAUUUGAAUGACACUGCUAGAACGGCAAAGUCCUUCAUCGCCGACCCGAAGUGGUGCAGACAGUUCCCAACGGCUGCUGCCGACAGGGAACGCAGGUUCUACAAGACAGGAGACUUGGUCAAGCUUACUGAGGACGGGAUCGAGUUCCAUGGGCGCAAGGAUGAUCAAGUCAAAGUCAACGGUCAGAGAAUCGAGCUGUCGGAGAUUGAGCAUCAUUUGGGCGCGGACCCUGCCGUCGAAUCUUGUCUUGCGGCUGUUCCAGCUUCCGGCCCGUUCAAAGCCCGCCUUGUAGGCAUUCUAUCCUUGCACUCUGCUGCUUCGACCAAGACAGAAAUGACCGGGGACCAAGACAUGCAGAUCCUGACCAAGUAUGAUCCAUCUGCUUUGGUGGGCAUUCGAGAAGGUCUCGCAAGGCAUUUGACAUCCUACAUGAUCCCAUCUUUGUGGAUUAUCGCAAGCCAUGUUCCCCUCCUCCCCUCUGGAAAGCUUGAUCGUAGGCGCACCAUGCGAUGGGUUGAGGACAUGACUCUUGAAGACUACCAUCUCGUUCUUGACGCGCAGGAAGAUGCGUCUGCUCUGGAUAGAGAUGCUUCGGAAGUGGAGAUCAAGCUUAGGGCUGCGUGGGCCAAGGCUCUCAAUCUCAAGGUCGACAUGGUCCCGUUCAAGCAGUCGUUUAUCCACCUCGGCGGCGAUUCGAUAUCCGCCAUGAAGCUGAUGGCCAUUUGCCGAUCCUCCAACAUGGCUGUGUCGGUCAGCCAGAUCAUGCGAGCCAAGUCCAUCAUCGACCUUGCCUCUGCCGUCACCAACGUCAAGGAAGUAUUGUGUGAUGAAGAACAGCUGGACAAGUCUUUUGAACUAUCACCCAUUCAGAAGGUUUACUUUGAGAGUAUUGGUCUAGGCUCUCACCACUUCAACCAGAGCAUGACUUUAGCUACCACUCGCAGCAUCACCUCACAGGAGCUCUCGAAUGCGCUGCAUCGUAUCGUCGAGAUGCAUAGCAUGAUGCGUGCUCGUUUCUCGCAGGUCGAUGGCACAUGGACCCAGCGGAUCACUAGCGAUGUCGCUGGCUCAUAUACUCUCCGUUCACACGGCAUCGUCGACGAGAAGCGUCUCUUGGAUUUGGUCAUGAAGAGUCAGACUACCCUAGACAUUCUUGAUGGACCGAUAUUCGCUGCCGACAUGUUUCAAGUGGAGGGAACUGGCAACCAGAUCGUCACAUUCGUGGCCCAUCACCUCAUUGUCGACGUCGUGUCUUGGAACAUCAUAUUACAGGACCUGGAAGGCCUCUUGUCAGCAUCUGCCUACAGCCCGUCGAAAUCACUAUGCUUCCAGACGUGGAGCUCCGCACAACACGACGAAGCUCGGGAGGCUUCGCUCGAGCGUGUGUUCCAUGACAUUCCAGUCCCUCUACAGGACCACAAAUAUUGGGGAAUGGAAGGCGUAUCGAAUCUUCAUAGCGACUCGGUGACUGAGACCAUGAACAUCCCGACUGAUACAUCAAACCUGCUCUUAGGCAGCAGUCAUGAUGUUGUCGAUGUCUUGCUAGCAUCACUGUUAGCAUCCUUCCGCCAAGCCUUUCCAGAUCGGCCUUCGGUGCCCCCCAUAUUCAACGAGGGUCAUGGGAGAGAGCCUACCGAUGACACCGUGGAUCUAUCACGCACCGUUGGAUGGUUCACCACUCUCUGUCCUGUUUUCCUCCCCAAGGUUAUGCCCGCCGAACACGAUAUCCUCGAUGUAGUGUGCUGGAUACGGGACUUCCGGAGGAAACUUCCCGCCAACGGUCGGUCGUACUUUGCUCAUAGCAUGUUACCUAACUCGAAGUCCCAGAUCGAGUUCCCAGUGGAAAUUGCCUUCAAUUUCCUUGGUCAUACACUGGACAUUGGAACGGGAGACUCCGUGUUCAAGUCUUUCGAUGGAAACAUGUUGAGCUCUUUGAGCUCGCAAUCCGACAUUGGAGGCAACAUUCCACGACUAGCCCUCAUCGAGAUUUCAGCAUCUUUCACUAACGACGGCUUAACCUUUGACUUUUCUUUCAACCGCCACAUGGAACGUCAGUCAUCUGUCAGCAGAUGGAUCCAGAGCUGUAGGGACUACAUACGCCAAGCAUCCCAAAGGCUAUCACAGUUUACGCGAGAGCCAUUGACGGAUCUAUCUCUGCUGCCUCUGGCCUUCAGGAAGGAGUCACAGGUUGAAGAGAACCUCGCUGUGGCGGGAAUUUCUCUUGAUAAUGUUGAAGCAGUGUAUCCAUGCUCUUCAGUCCAGCAGGGCAUACUAUUGUCCCAGAUCAAGGACCCCGGAUACUACUCUUACUCGAUCACCUUUUCGGUUACAUCCACACGUCCAGGCGACGUGAUCGACGUUCAAAGACUAUCGGACGCUUGGAAGCGUGUGGUUCAUCGCCAUUCUGCACUUCGUACUGUCUUCAUGGACAGUGUACUACAAGAGGGCGCUAUCAGUCAAGUCGUUCUCAGGAACCAUGAUGCCAACAUGUCCAUCGUCGAAUGUCCCACCACAGAGGUAGACCUCAGACUCAGUAACCAGCAGCCUCUUGGUCUUCCUACGAACCAACCACCUCACUGUCUCACAAUCUAUGCCACCGAAGAGGGCACUGUGUCAAGUGUUCUAGAGAUGAGCCAUGCUAUCUCCGACGGAACUUCCAUGCCACUUCUUUUCCGCGACCUUGGUUUAGCGUACGAGGGCAGCCUGAAUACUGUCCAACUUACUGUUUACAGAGACUACGUCUCCUUCUUACAGCGGAGCGGAGGCUCUCAGGAUGCCAAGUACUGGAAGGAUUACUUGGACGGCGCUGAGCCUUGUUGUCUGCCUCUGCUUACGGACGGAACUACAUCACCCAGGACUCUUGGAACCCUUGCCCAAGGUAUCUCGCACCCUGCUGAGCUUCAAACGCUCUGCAACGAACGAGGCAUCACUCUAUCCAACCUGCUACAGCUGGCUUGGGCAUUGGUUCUCCAGGUAUACACAGGCCUUGACGAUGUGUGCUUCGGCUAUCUCGUCGCUGACAGGGACGUACCCGUCAGUGGUAUUGACGAGGCAAUUGGCGUAUUCAUCAGUAUGCUCGUCUGCCGAGUCCGCCUCGACCCAUCCACCAACCUCGACAAUGCUAUGCGAACCAUCCAGGACGACCUAGCCACGGCCAUGAAUCACAAGAAUGCCUCCCUUGCCAGCUUCCAGCACGCCAUGGGUAACUCCAACGAGCCUCUCUUCAACACCGCCUAUUCCUUCCAACGUAGAUCAGUCUCCAAGGACAUGGCAACCGGUGCGAUUGCGUUCGACGUCAGAGAUGCGCAGGACCCUAGCGAAUACGACAUGACCGUCAACGUCGAAGUCUGGGACUCGAGUGUCGAGCUCCAGUUAUGUUACUGGCAAGACAAAGUCGCAGACGCGCAGGCCGCCAACAUUGCCUCUACAUUUGACCGGGUCCUUUCCUCAAUGACGAGAUGUGACACGGCACUCCCGAUCGGAGAAUUGGAUAUGCUCAGCGAUCUUGGUAGACAGCAGUUGGUGUCGUGGAACAAGAAUGAGCCCGAGGUCUUGAAUGAUUGUGUGCACCACGUCUUUGAGCAUAACUGUCAACGACUGCCAGACCAUACACCGGCCAUCGACGCGUGGGAUGCCGCCUUUACCUACUCUGAACUCGACGCAGCAGCUUCGCGAUUCGCUCAGUACCUCGUCUUUCUCGGCAUCGGGCCCGAAACGUACGUCCCGCUGUGUUUCCAAAAGUCAGCAUGGACCGUUGUUGCCAUGAUGGCAGUCCUCAAGGCCGGUGGUGCCUUUGUUCCUCUGGAUCCUACUCAUCCACCCGACCGUAUCAAGUUCCUGGUUAGUAACGUCGACGCCAAGCUCAUCAUUUGCUCCACGUCCUUGAAAGCCAAGUUCGACAGCCUGGAUCUUCCCGCUAUUCCCCUUGGUAGGGAUACUAUGUCUUUACUUCCUUCCGUUCUACCGCACUCGCCCAGUAUCGCUGUUAAGCCUGACAACGCUGCGUACAUCAUCUUCACUUCGGGUACGACAGGUGUUCCCAAGGGUACAAUUAUCGAGCAUGCAUCAUUCACCACGGGAGGCACCGCUCACGCCAAUGUUAUCAUGAUGACAUCUUCCUCUCGCGUGCUACAAUUCGCGUCGCACACAUUCGAUGCUAGCGUCAUGGAGAUCCUCUCCACCUUGUUGGUAGGCGGCUGCAUCUGCAUUCCCAACGACCAAGACCGCAUGGACGAUUUGUCGGGCGUCAUCACCAAGUUCAGCGUGAACUGGACGCUACUCACACCAUCAGUCGCGGGAGUCCUUAAGCCAGGUAGUAUCCCUACCCUCAAGGUCCUUGUCACCGGCGGCGAGGCAAUGUCAAGAGACCACAUUAAGAAGUGGACUGGGCACGCCGCUCUGAUCAACGCUUAUGGCCCGAGUGAGACGAGCGUUAUCGCUGCAACGAGCACAAAGGUUGAUCAUGAUGGAAAUAUCCUCAACAGUGACCCAGGUACAAUCGGUCACGCUGUUGGCAGUCGUUGCUGGGUUGUAGAUGCGCGCAACCACAAUCGCCUCAUGCCAAUUGGCGGCAUCGGUGAACUACUCGUGGAAGGGCCCAUUGUCGCCAGAGGUUAUCUCAACAACGAGACAAAGACGAAAGAGGCAUUCAUCGAGCCUCCUUCGUGGCGUACACGCAUGAACCUUGAGGGAGACGGCAUCGGUCGGAUGUACAAGACUGGUGAUCUGGUUAUGUACAACUCGGACGGGUCACUCAAGUACGUGUCGCGCAAGGACACACAGAUCAAACUCAAUGGGCAACGUAUUGAGCUUGGCGAGAUUGAGUACCAUGUCCAGGCGCACUUACCGGACUGCAUUCAAGCCGCUGUUGACAUAGUUGUUCCGCAGAGCAAGACGUCAACUAAAGCGCUAGCCGUCUUCUUUACCAGCGACGAUGAUCUUGAGGAUACUUUCACCCAAGACUCCCUCAAGUCAGCUCUCAGGGACGCUCUGCCAUCCUACAUGGUGCCUACCAUCUACAUACCGCUGUCCAAGAUGCCAUUGACCUUGGCUGGCAAGCUUGAUCGCCAGAGACUCAAAGCCAUCGCCAAGUCCAUAACACCUCAACUGAUGGCCUCCUACAAGCUCUCUAGCUCGUCUCGAAGCGGAAACAACCCUACAACGGCGAUGCAGCGCAAACUGCAGAAAGCCUGGGCUACAGUCUUGGACAUUCCUCUCGCCCAGAUCAGCAAAGACGACAGCUUCUUCAGACUCGGCGGUGAUUCAGUCGAUGCCAUGAAGCUCGUUCCGGCGGCUAGGGCGGAAGGCCUUGCCAUCAGCGUCAUGGCCAUCUUCAACAACCCUGUCCUGUCAGACAUGGCAAUGUCUUGCAAACACUCAGACGAAGCUCUUGUCUCCAGUGUUGACCCGUUCUCGCUUCUUUCGGACACUGAACAUCCUUCGUCACUCCUGCGCGAGGUUGCAGGUCGGUGUGGCGUGCAAGAGAGUCAGAUUCUGGACAUCUACCCUUGCAGCUCCCUCCAAGACGGUCUUGUUGCCUCGACUUUGCAACAGCCAGGCGCAUAUGUCGCCACUUAUGUUUUUGAGCUUCCUUUGGACAUCUCCAUUGACCGUUUCAAGCUCGCUUGGCAGCAUACUGUUGAUCGAGUCGAAAUUUUGAGAACACGCAUCGUCAACACGUCGCUCAAGUCAUAUCAAGCCGUUCUUGCUCCUCAUGACAUUGAGUGGGAGCAUCAUGAUGACCUCGAGUCUGCUACUACCCGGGCUGGAUCGAUACCUGAUCACAAUGGAGGAGCUUUGGCCCGCUACAGUAUGGUCAAGGCGACUGACGACGGGCCUUGCCACUUUGUGUGGGUUGUCCAUCACGCGCUAUAUGACGCGUGGAGCAUGCCGUCCCUCCUCAAACUAGUGUGGCAGUUCUACCACGGAGACACCACCCAUGAGCCUGUGGGCGAAUACGCCAACUUCAUCAAGUACCUAGUCGAUGUUGACGCCGAAGCCUCUGACGAGUUUUGGAGAGCUAGGUUCCAAGACGCUUCUCUCGUAUCUCACUUCCCCAAAGUCUCUUCGGCGCCUGCUGCGCAAUCGUAUCAUGAAUCCUUGAUACACACGGUGCAGUACAGCAGAGAUGGCCUCGGCAUGGAUGUAACCAUUCCAACAAUCGCCCGGGCCGCAUGGGCGCUUGUUCUGGGGUCUCAGACUGGAUCUGACGAUGUCGUCUUCGGCGAGACUUUGUCUGGACGUGACAUUGCCCUCGAUCAUGUACAAGACAUCCUUGGACCUACAUUGACCACGGUCCCCUCAAGAGUUCACAUCAGUCGUAACAGUACAAUCGGUGACUUCUUGAAGGGUCUUCGCGAACGAGCCACAGAGGUCAUCCCCCAUCAGCAUGCGGGCCUCCAGCGCAUUAGUCGCCUAGACGAUGCCAUAGCGGUCGCCUGUGACUUCCAGAACUUGCUGGUAAUACAGUCAUCCGACCAGGAAACGGGCCUGAAUGAUCUGCUUAGCCCUACCCAAAACGACGUUGGCCAGAAAAGCUUCUUCACCUAUCCACUUGUUGUGGAAUGCUCCAUUGAGAAGCAUGAGCUCAUCUUGACAAUUCACCACGACAACAAAGUCAUCUCUAGUUGGGAGGCACAGCACAUUGCCCAACAGUUCGAAGUGCUCGUAGGUCAACUGAUAGACCUAUCGCUUCGAGAACCCACUCGCAAGGUAUCGGAUCUUCGGCUCUACAGCCAAGAGGACGUGGAGACAAUCAGAGGAUGGAACAGCCUUGUCCUACAACCUUCAAAGGAGAGUAUUCCCGACCUGUUCUGGCAGUCAGUAGCAACCAAUCCCAACAAGACCGCCGUUCGCGCCUGGGACGGUCAACUCAGCUACAAAGAUCUCGCCCAGCACGCCUCUCAUUUCGCCAGGACACUCAUGCGACAUGGUGUACGCGCUCAUGAGCUAGUUCCAUGCUGUAUGGAAAAAUCUCUCUGGGCGACAGUCUCGAUGCUCGCUGUGAUACUCGCCGGCGGCACCAUCGUUCCCAUGGACCCUGCGCAUCCUUCUGCUCGUCACGCCGAGAUCACACGCGACUGCAAGGCCCGUGUUGCAUUGUGCGCACCGCAGUAUCAAGAGCGCUUUCAAGGCAUUGUCGAAUCCGUUGUCUUGGUCACUUCUGACUCGAUCACUGCCCCAGAACCUUGUACGCAGGAUCUGCCAAUCGUCGCGCCUCGAGAUGCCGCAUUUGUCAUCUUUACCUCCGGCAGUACCGGAAAGCCUAAAGGCGUUGUCAUUGAACACGGUUCGUUCUUGACAAGCUCCAAGGCUUUCAUGAAACGCAUGAACCUGGGUCCAGAUUCUGGCGUACUCCAUUUUGCAUCCUAUGCCUUCGACAUUUCCAUGGCAGAGACGUUCGCUCCACUCACCAUCGGUGCCUGUGUCUGCAUUCCCAGCGAAGAGAUGAGAAUGAAACAUCUUGCCGGUUCCAUGAACUCCCUCGGUGUCACUUGGGCAUUCCUAACGCCCUCGCUCGCAAAUCUACAGGACCCCUCCAAAUUCACCACAUUGCAGACUCUGGUCUGCGGAGGCGAGACUCUUACACCCGAAACGAUCAGUGCCUGGGGAGACAAGGUCGAGCUGAUGAAUGGCUACGGGCCAGCGGAGUGUACCAUAUUUGCUGUUGCAAACAGUUCUGUCUCUGCUACCAACGCUAAUAUCGGCUACGCCAUGGACGGGAACCACACUUGGGUCGUCGAUCCCAGAGACCACAACUCUCUUGUCCCUGUGGGAUGUGUUGGCGAACUUCUCAUCAGUGGUCCCAUCGUGACCCGCGGGUACUUGAACGAUAGAGAACGGACGGCGGCAUCGUUCAUCGAGGAUCCAGCGUGGAUGCACUUCUUCACCACCGACCCUGUGCGUCUAUACAAGACGGGCGACUUGGUCAGAUAUUGUCCUGAUGGAUCGCUCAUGUAUCUAGGGCGUAAGGACCAUCAGGUCAAGCUCCAUGGCCAGCGCAUGGAGCUCGGUGAGAUCGAGGCUCGUCUUGAGUCUGACCCGCGCAUUCGCCAGGUCUUGGUCAAUCUACCACAAUCUGGUAUCUUCAAGGGUCGUUUGGUAGCUAUUACUUCUCUCCAGGAUCAUUUACCCGCCGAAUCAUCCAUUUCCUCGUCUGGCUUUGUCCCUAUUCCCGAUUCGGCCAUGAAUGCCGCCCGAAUACGGAUCUGCGCGAUACAACACGAUCUGGCCGCGACCCUUCCACCGUAUAUGAUCCCGUCGGUUUGGCUCGCGGUCCAAACCAUUCCACUCUUACUGUCUGGGAAACUAGACAGAAAGAGCGCAGGUAGCUGGCUUGUUGAUGUAGACGCAGACUUUUGCAAGGUUACUGUCGACUUGGAUCAUGGUCAAAAUGCGGUGGACGCGGUCAUGACACCAGUUGGCCAACAGCUCAGACGUAUCUGGGCGUCAAUACUCAACAUCCCAGAGACAGAAACUCCUAUGAACCGUUCUCUCAUUUCCCUCGGCGGCGACUCCAUCAUGGCGAUUCAAAUGCUUACACGCUGUCAUGACCAGUCUCUUUCAUUGACCUUGCAGGACAUCAUGAGAGCCAAGGGAAUCUCUGAGUUGGCUACUAUCGUCAUCGCCAAAGAAGACCAAGUUCUUGACAACUACGAGGAAGAUGACGAUCAAGCAUUCGAGUUGUCACCAAUCCAACGCCUCUUCUUCAACAACAGCGCCAACACGGAACGUGGAGAUCGCUUCAACCAGAGCCAACUCUUGUCCAUCAGCCGGCCUGUCGAGAUGUCCAGCCUCCAGGAGGCUCUUGAUGCUCUUGUUGAAAGACAUCCGAUGCUUCGCGCGCGGUUCAACAAAUCUUCUACUGGGGAGUGGACACAGCAUAUCGUCUCACAUGCCCAAGGUUCCUAUGGCUUCCAACACCAUGAGAUUGCUGCAGAGCCGGACAUGAUACCAUUCGUAGCCGCCAGCCAAGGCAGCAUUGAUGUUUCUGGUCCUGUCUUUGCGGUCGAUCUAUUCACACUAUCUCAUGGCGCUCAGGUACUGUCACUUGUAGCCCAUCACCUCGUCAUUGACAUCAUUUCUUGGAUUAACAUCAUCCACGACCUCGAGGCACUACUGACCUCUACCUUCUCACCACCCACCAAGCCCCUCUCGUUCCGCAGAUGGAAUGCUUUACAGAUCGAUCAUAUCAACUCCCUCAGCAAUGGUGCAGCACUUCUUCCAUUUGCUGUACGACCUGCCGACUUGGAUUUCUGGGGCAUGUCAAACACCCCCAACGUCUACGGAGACAUGAAACAAAAGUCGUUCGUCAUCACAGAACCUGAUGUCGUCUCCUCCAUACUUGGUGACUCGCACAGAGCCCUCAAGACCGAACCACUCGAUCUGUUCAUCACAGCCAUCCUCAAGUCUUUUGCAGAGUCCUUCGACAGCCGGGAGUUGCCAACACUGUUCAACGAGGGUCAUGGCCGUGAACCUUGGGAUCAAAGCAUUGACGCUUCUCAAACCGUCGGAUGGUUCACCUCACUCUGCCCUCUGCAAGUAUCUCGACAGAGUCUCGACCACGGCGAUGAAGUCGACCAUGUUCGUAAGGUCAAGGAUGUCCGCCGGAGUAUUCCCAAUAAUGGCCGCCCAUACUUUGCCCACCGUCAUCUCACCGGCCCAGGAACGCUUGAUGAUGGACCCAUGGAGAUUUUGCUGAACUACCUUGGUCACACUCAACAAACAAACCACAGCGAUUCUCUCUUCACUGCAGUUGACUUUCCAUUCACGGAGCAAGACACUCUGGCUAUCUCCGAUGUCGCGCCUGAGACCUCUCGCCUCGCUCUCUUCGAGAUUUCUAUAUCCGUCCUUGACGAAGGCAUCGGGUUUACAUUGAUGUAUAACCGACAUAUGCUUCACCAAGACGGUAUCGAGAAGUGGUUAUCCAAUUGCCAGGACAGCCUCAUCAACACUACGAGAAGGCUUGCCGAGACCUCUUCUGCUCCAACACUCAGCGACUUCCCUCUCUUGCCCAUUAGCUACACAGAUCUCCACGAGAUUAUGACCACGCAUCUUCCCAGGGCUCACGUCUCGCUCGACAUGCUAGAGGACAUGUAUCCAUGUUCGCCCAUGCAGACUGGCAUUUUGCUCAGCCAGCUUCUAGACCCAUCGCAGUAUCUGUUCCACGUUGUUCUUCAAGUUAAUCUUCCCGACGGCUCUGCAAUCGACACUGCAAAGCUCGUCCAGGCUUGUCACAGAGUCAUUGAGCGACAUCCAGCAUUGAGAACUGUCUUCAUUGAUACCUUGCGUCAAGGUGGAUCCUUCGAUCAGGUCGUUUUGCGGCCUUUUGAGUCUCGCAUUAGCACUAUCAAGUGUCGGGAGAUCGACGUCAUGGCCGAGCUGAACUCUAGAUCACUCGGUGAGACCAACAAGACACAUGAUGGACCUAUGCUCCCGUAUCAGAUCACCAUCUGCGAAACACCACAAGGCAAGGUUUUCAUGAAACUUGAGCUGAACCACGCAGUGACCGACGGUGCCUCUACAUCAAUCCUCCUCCGAGACAUCUCCAACGCCUACACCGACAGCUUGUCUCCAACUCCACCUCCUUCGUACAAGGAGUACAUCAAAUACAUUUCCAACCAAUCCACCACCUCAAGCCUCAACUUCUGGACAGGUUAUCUCUGGGAGUCACAACAUACAGCGUUUCCGACACUCAACCCAGACUUGAUGGCUAACCGCCAACUACAGUGUGUCAUGGUCCAGUUCGACCGUUUCUCAGAGCUACAAACUCUUGGAUCCAAACUCGGGGUGACAUUCUCAAACAUCAUCAUGGCGGCAUGGGCCUUGCUCCUUGGAGCUUAUACAGACCGCCAAGACGUCUGCUUUGGCUAUCUAGCCUCAGGACGCGAUGCCCGGAUCGAUGGCGUCGAUGAAAUUGUCGGUCCUCUCAUCAACAUGCUCGUGUUCCGCUUCCAGUUCACGACUGAGACGCUUCUCAAGACACUCUUCUCCACCGCCCGAGAUGAUUAUAUGGCCAGUCUGCCACAUCAACACUUCUCUCUGGCUCGUGUGAGCCAUACCCUGGGCCAAUCGAAGCGGGGCUUCUUCAACACAGCUGUGUCCAUCCAGAACGCCGGUGUAACAAGUGUCUCCGAGCCCAACUCGCUUACCUACGAAUCAAUCGAUGCCUACGACCCAAGCGAAUACGCCGUCACUCUCAACGCCAAUGCGACACGAGGUGACGAAGGCAUCGUCUUCCGCUACUGGACCAACAUACUUUCCAGCUCACAGGCCCAGGAGCUUGCCGUGAACAUGUCUAAGCUACUUGACGACUUCAUCGAUCACAGCGAGAGCACUCUGGUUCAUCUUCGACUGUUACAGAGCCCCCCAGUGACUCGCAGUACAUACGCGCAAUCAUCUGAGGUUGACGGCUCGACGUCCGAGCGUGACGACACGAGCCAUCUGCCCAAAGCACAAAGCUCAGGAAUCAGUGCAUCCUCCACUUUGAUUGACCUUGGCGACGUAUCCUCCAUGUCAUCCAACAUGUUCAACUCAUUCUCCCGCGAUACGAAGCAUCUACACAACAAACUAUCCGCACUAUGGAGAGACAGUCUCGAGUAUCAAGGUUGUGCAAUCUCACCCACCGACAAUUUCUUCGAAUCAGGCGGUGACUCAAUUAUCGCCAUGUCCAUGGUGGGCAACGCCAGAGACUUGGACUUGCCGCUCACUGUGGCUGAUAUCUUCAAGAAUCCCGAGUUCGGUUCCUUGUUGGAUUGCCUCAAUGACAAGUCUUACAAGUAUAGUGACAGGGCUUCCAGCCAUGACCACCUGGAUACCUCGACCUUCAAGAAGGAGAAAUACAUCCCCAGUGACGACACUUACAAGCCUCUCUCCAUGAUUGACGCAGAUGAUGUCGAACAAUUCGUGCGAAGCCACGUCUGUCCCGUUGUUGGCGUGUCCCGAGCCAGCAUUAUCGACGUUCUCCCCACUACCGACUUUCAGGACCAGGCCAUUCACGGAGGCCUUCUGGAGUCGCGAUGGCAACUCAACUGUUUCCACUUGGACUCUUCAGGCUCACUUGACAUGGCGCUACUACAAGAGGGUAUCACCAACAUCGUUGCCGCUUACGAUAUCUUGCGCACUGUCUUUGUCUCUCAUCAAGGCCGUUACUUGCAGGUGAUCCUCCGCCAUGUUCAACCCACUGUCAUCGUUGAAGAUGUGGAUAGUAUCGAUAUAUUUACUUCAAACCUUGAAUUGACCCAUCAGAACGACGUUUCGCGUGCUGAGGACUCAUCCCUCCGCUUCAUAGUAGCACGCCACAAGUCAUCGGAACGGCAUCGAAUCUUCAUCCGGAUAUCUCACGCGCUGUAUGACGGCGUAUGCUUCCCGACUAUCCUACAAAGUCUGAAAGCCUCAUUUGAUGGAGAGCCUAUCAGCCCGACACCCUCAUACGCAGCCUACAUCCAAAAGGUGUUGGGCACGAACAAACAAGGGUGCUACUCGUAUUGGAGAUCGCUUCUGAAAGAUUCAACUCCUACCAAUGUCGUCCAACGGCAGCGCUCAUCCUUACAGACAUUCUCUACCCAUGUCUUGAGGAGGGUCGUGUCUACAUCCUCUCUCGCGUCAUUCAGCAUCACAACCUCAACUGUCAUCAAGGCUGCCUGGUCAACGGUAUUGGCAAACUUCACAGGGAAGACGGACGUUGUUUUCGGCAACAUUAUUAGCGGGCGGAAUGACAGCAACAUAGCUGGGAUACAGAGCAUUGUCGGGCCUUGUUUAAACGUAGUGCCCGUACGCGUUCGACGCCAAGCCUCUUGGACCAUUCUGGAUCUUCUUCAAUACAUUCAAGACCAGCAGGUGGACAAUAUGCCAUAUGAGACACUGGGAUUUAAAGAGAUCAUCAACAAGUGCACUGACUGGGAUGAUGAUGGAACCAACGGUUUCUCUACUGUUGUUCAGCAUCAGAGCAUGCCGCGUACAGAGAGUUUUGCGAUGGGGGGAAACAUGUAUCAGGUUGGUGUGAUGGGCUCGCAGGAAGACUGCGCUGAUGUGAGCGUCGUGACGACGCCUCUGGAUACCAACAGCACUGAGAUCUGCUUGGUUUACAACGGGAACGGAGCUAUAAGCAAGGAGUUGACGGACGAGAUGUUUGAAAGUCUCUGUGACAGGGUUUCAGCAUUCUCGCAGGAUCCUUAUGCUUUACUAUAG
Messenger RNA from Fusarium mangiferae, 22797 nucleotides. RefSeq lists its product as uncharacterized. NCBI's taxonomy places the organism in Eukaryota, Fungi, Ascomycota, Sordariomycetes, Hypocreales, Nectriaceae. The transcript has 2 exons. The coding region runs from base 1 to 22797 and encodes 7598 amino acids. Gene Ontology annotation, molecular function: catalytic activity; phosphopantetheine binding. The record is from RefSeq and is a predicted model, not a curated record.